UCCUACCUAUUUUUCUUUACAAUUUUUUUGUCUGUGUAAAAUUUGUUGCUUCACGUCAGCCUAUCGGCUGUAUUUUAAUUAUUUUUUCAAAACAAUAUAGUGUUUAUAUUGUUUUUCAUUUUACAAUAAUAAUUCGAGUUAAAUUAUGGAAUAUAUUGCUUCCGAAAAGGGGGAUUCAACUGAAAACCGGGAUCCAAAUUCAUUAAUAUCCAAUGGAACAUCGAAGACUGCGACGGACAACAAACCAAAUGUGGACAGUGAGAAAUCGCACAUGGAGGCUCCCGCAAGCGUCGCGUGCACCUCGGAGCUUGCAGAAGAGUCUGAAGUGUAUGAAAUUCCAGAACAGAUCGAAUUUACUGUAGUUUUUAACAAGACAAAACAUGACAUUACGUUUGCUUACGACGCGACAGUGUUAGAUUUAAAAGCUCAUUUGGAAAGAAUAUGUGGGGUGCCGCAGUCAGCUCAGAAACUCAUAAUCAAGGGCAUGGCAAAAGAUAAUGUCACACUAAGACAAGCUGGAGUUGUGAAAGGUGGAAAAGUUAUGUUGGUUGGCUCAAAAAUGGAUGAUAUUCUUGCUAUGAAGAGUGCACCUAAGGAAGUAUUAGAAGAAAAAGCCUGUAGCCAGUCAAGUAAGGAGCCGCUGUGCAUGCAGAAAAUUCACAGGAAAGUUCUGGAUAAGGGCAUCCCUCCUGAUGUCAUGCCAGGAAUCAAGGGAGUUAAGGAACCACUGCCCCCGAUACCACUGUGUGGGAUGUUAAAUAAGCAUGGCGGGAAAGUCAGGCUCACAUUCAAACCUGAGCAAGACCAACUGUGGCUGGGCACUAAGGAACGCACGGAGAAGCUCGCCAUGACAUCCAUAAAAAGUAUCACUUCAGAGCCAAUAAAAGGUCAUGAAGAAUAUCAUAUUAUGGGUCUACAACUGGGCCCAACAGAGGCUUCCAGGUAUUGGGUGUACUGGGUGCCGGCUCAGUACAUAGAAGCCAUCAAGGACGCCGUUCUUGGCGUCUGGCAGUUCUUCUAAAUGCUUCGUGUCAGUCUCAUUGCUAUAUCUACCUUCCUGUAGGUUUAGGCGCAAUCUGAUGUCGCAAAAUAUUCGAAAAUUCUUAAUGUUUAAAAUUGCCAUCUUAAUAUAUUUCAAAUAAAAAUCGUAACUUUUCAAAUCAGUCUUUCUGGGCAUACAAAACUCUUAGAUCAUACAUGAAAGUACCAACGUCGCGUUACGCUAAAUUAAGCUUUACGAAUGCGCCAUAAUGCUUAGUUUAGCUUGAUUAUGAAGAACUCUUAUGUGAAUCUAAGGGUGUGUUUGCCCUGCGCCAAAACCUUCCUUCGAGCUUCUGGGUAGUUGCAAUACAUUUUUUUUUAAUAUCGAUGUCCAUUUCUUACAGGUACAAUGUAACAGUACCAUUUCUUUUGUGAUAACACUUUGCCAUGUGUCAAUUAAAAUUGUCCAUUUAAAGCUGGCAUCAAUCUGGUCAAAUAUAAAAUUAUUUAUUGUUAUUGUAAGUUUGCAUUUCGCGCAUUUGGGUUCAGUGAGCUGUACAUUGCUAGUUAACCAGGAUUGAGGAUUAAUGCAGAAUUUUCAUUACACAAUAGUUUUGAGAAAUAAGUUUUUGGUACAUGUUUAUGACCUUCAUGUAAGGUAUAAUUAUUUUAAUAUUAGAUAGUGCCACUUUUAGAAUCUAUUUCGAGGAGCCUAAUUUUGAUAACCUGGGGGUAUUUUUAACUACCUGGGUUAUUCAUUAGUGUUGACAACUAUCACACUCUAUUUGGUCAAUCUCAGAUAAAGAAAAAGGGAGAAGACCUGCUUUUAUGGAAUCAACUUCCUUGCAAUAGUUCCCAAAAGUGCAUCACUUAUUUUAUAAUUGUUGUGAAAUGUACACUCUGCAGCAAAUUCCAUUCUGAAGUUGUAUUUCAAGACUCUGCAUGAGCUUAUUGCCCCUACAAGUAUCACAUCUGAUCUCUUUAUGUGAACUUUACAAUACAGGUCACUUGAGUGAAGGAUUGGACAGAAUCACCCUGCCGAAAUUGACUGUCUAACAUUUAUAUUGAUGUAUAGUGUAAUUUGUGACGAUUGUAGCGGUUUUAAAUUAUAUGAUGUAUUUAAAUUAUGCAAGUUGGUAUUGACGCCAAUCCUUCACUGAAUAUUUUCGAUCUAGGAACUAGAAAAUAAAAUGUUUUAAACAAU
Molecule: messenger RNA, 2185 nt
Organism: Amyelois transitella
Lineage: Eukaryota; Metazoa; Arthropoda; Insecta; Lepidoptera; Pyralidae
Product: ubiquitin domain-containing protein UBFD1
Exons: 6
Coding region: 146-1021 (291 amino acids)
Molecular function (GO): cadherin binding; RNA binding
Source: RefSeq, a predicted model, not a curated record